AUGGCGUUCUUGAGAAUACUUCGUGGAAAUUUCGAGAUGCAAAGGCAAGUCGUGACUAUUGACUUGCCAAAGUACAAGAAAAAAGUUGAUAGAUUUGGUUGCGAUCUUGCAAUUAAACAUUGUGCGGUGAACGAUGCCGAGUUCGAUCCAGCUAGUUGGUGGGGACUAUUUGGUGGCACAACUCCUCAUUUGACAAAGAUUGCAAUGAGGAUUUUUUCUUUAACUAAUGGAAUCGAAGAAUACCCCGAAACGGUUAAUGAAGCUCUAGCAACCGAUGAUAUUGAAGCUCCCCGAGAAAGUUUAAGAAUGUGGGAACUUUCCGAUGAAGAUUUUGAGUCCGAAAGUGAGGAGGAAGUGCUAGAAGAAGACGAAUAUGAGUCGGAUGGGGUUCAAAUAAUGGAAGUAUGCGGUGAAGAUUAG
Messenger RNA from Lactuca saligna, 420 nucleotides. The record is from the annotation of a GenBank genome assembly. Lineage: Eukaryota; Viridiplantae; Streptophyta; Magnoliopsida; Asterales; Asteraceae.